AUGCAGUUGAUGGACUGGUUUGGAGAUCAGAUGUGCAACAUGGGUUAUACUACCCAUGGGCAUUGGAACAAUGCUAAAGUAGCCGUGCUCGGAGCAUCUGGGGGCAUUGGGCAGCCCCUUUCCCUCCUCCUGAAGAACAGCCCCCUAGUGAGCCGCCUGACCCUCUACGAUAUUGCUCAUACACCUGGUGUGGCGGCGGAUCUGAGUCACAUCGAGACCAGAGCAAAUGUGAAAGGCUACCUCGGACCUGAGCAGCUGCCAGACUGCCUGAAAGGUUGUGAUGUGGUGGUGAUCCCAGCUGGAGUGCCCAGGAAGCCAGGAAUGACACGAGAUGUUAACUCCACCAUCCCCAUCACAGCUGAAGUUUUUAAGAAGCAUGGAGUGUACAACCCCAACAAGAUCUUCGGUGUGACAACCCUUGACAUCGUCAGAGCGAACACAUUCGUGGCAGAGCUGAAGGGUUUGGAUCCCUCUCGAGUCAAUGUGCCUGUCAUUGGUGGCCACGCUGGGAAGACCAUCAUCCCAUUGAUCUCUCAGUGUACCCCCAAGGUUGACUUUCCCCAAGACCAGCUGACCGCACUCACCGGGAGAAUCCAGGAGGCUGGCACGGAAGUCGUGAAGGCCAAGGCUGGAGCAGGUUCUGCCACUCUGUCCAUGGCUUACGCUGGAGCCCGUUUUGUCUUCUCCCUUGUGGACGCCAUGAAUGGGAAGGAAGGUGUCGUUGAGUGUUCUUUUGUUCAGUCCAAAGAGACAGAGUGCACUUACUUCUCCACACCCUUGCUGUUGGGGAAAAAAGGCCUGGAGAAGAACCUGGGCAUUGGCAAAAUCACUCCUUUUGAGGAGAAGAUGAUUGCCGAGGCCAUCCCUGAGCUAAAAGCCUCCAUCAAGAAAGGCGAGGACUUUGUCAAGAACAUGAAGUGAGAGGUUGAAGCCCCAGGCAGCAGCAUCGCCCUAACUUAUUCCACAUCAUGUCUCUGCAGCCACCAGGGCCUUCGAUUUGCUUUGAUGGUGGGUGUUGUACCGGCAUCGGCAUCUCUCCCCAAUGGUGGCUGGUCUAUUGAUAAUGACAAUAAAGCAGACUGUCUUUUUCACCAUCUC
Messenger RNA from Cricetulus griseus (Chinese hamster), 1098 nucleotides. Lineage: Eukaryota; Metazoa; Chordata; Mammalia; Rodentia; Cricetidae. The record is from RefSeq and is a predicted model, not a curated record.